GACACGUGGGGCACUCUACGGUGGCCGAGAGGAUGCUGCAGCUGUGUUAGAGGCCAGUCAAGAAGCAGCCCCAGGAGGUGCGGAGAGCAUCGUUUCUCUAAUCUAGCCUCCCGAGUGCCAAGGAGGCGUCCUGGCAGCUGUCAUCAUGGUGAAGGAGCAGUUCCGGGAGACGGAUGUGGCCAAGAAAAUAAGCCACAUCUGUUUUGGAAUGAAGUCACCCGAAGAGAUGCGCCAACAGGCGCACAUCCAAGUUGUGAGUAAGAACCUGUACAGCCAGGACAACCAACACGCCCCCUUGCUAUAUGGGGUGCUCGACCAUAGGAUGGGGACGAGUGAGAAGGAUCGUCCAUGUGAAACCUGUGGGAAAAACUUGGCUGACUGUCUAGGCCACUACGGGUAUAUCGACCUGGAGUUGCCGUGUUUUCAUGUAGGGUACUUCAGAGCAGUCAUAGGCAUCUUACAGAUGAUCUGUAAAACCUGCUGCCAUAUCAUGCUGUCCCAAGAGGAGAAGAAGCAGUUUCUGGACUAUCUGAAGAGGCCCGGCCUGACCUACCUUCAGAAGCGAGGACUGAAGAAGAAAAUCUCUGACAAGUGCCGAAAGAAGAACAUCUGCCAUCACUGUGGUGCUUUUAAUGGUACUGUAAAGAAGUGCGGAUUACUGAAGAUAAUUCAUGAGAAAUACAAGACCAACAAAAAAGUGGUGGAUCCCAUUGUAUCAAAUUUCCUUCAGUCUUUUGAAACAGCCAUUGAACAUAAUAAAGAAGUGGAGCCUCUGCUGGGAAGGGCACAGGAGAACUUGAAUCCCUUAGUAGUUCUGAAUUUAUUUAAACGAAUCCCAGCUGAAGAUGUUCCCCUCCUUCUGAUGAACCCAGAAGCUGGAAAGCCGUCCGAUUUGAUUCUCACGCGACUUUUGGUGCCUCCUUUGUGUAUCAGACCCUCCGUUGUGAGUGAUUUGAAGUCUGGCACCAAUGAAGAUGAUCUGACAAUGAAAUUGACAGAAAUCAUUUUCCUCAAUGAUGUUAUUAAAAAGCAUCGGAUCUCAGGAGCAAAGACACAGAUGAUCAUGGAGGACUGGGACUUUCUGCAGCUGCAGUGCGCCCUCUACAUUAACAGUGAGCUGUCGGGCAUCCCCCUCAACAUGGCGCCCAAGAAGUGGACCAGAGGUUUUGUCCAGCGCCUGAAGGGAAAACAGGGUCGAUUUAGAGGGAAUCUCUCCGGAAAGAGAGUGGAUUUUUCUGGCAGAACAGUCAUCUCGCCCGACCCCAACCUCCGGAUUGAUGAGGUAGCUGUGCCAGUCCAUGUGGCCAAAAUUCUGACUUUUCCUGAGAAGGUAAACAAAGCAAACAUCAAUUUCUUGAGGAAACUGGUUCAAAAUGGCCCUGAGGUUCAUCCAGGAGCAAACUUCAUUCAGCAGAGACAUACACAGAUGAAAAGGUUUUUGAAAUAUGGAAACCGGGAAAAGAUGGCUCAAGAGCUCAAGUAUGGUGACAUUGUAGAGAGACACCUCAUCGAUGGAGAUGUGGUGCUAUUCAAUCGGCAGCCCUCGCUGCACAAAUUGAGCAUUAUGGCUCAUUUGGCCAGGGUCAAGCCCCACCGGACCUUCAGAUUUAAUGAGUGUGUCUGUACACCCUACAAUGCUGACUUUGAUGGGGAUGAAAUGAACCUUCAUCUUCCUCAAACAGAAGAAGCUAAAGCAGAGGCCCUUGUUCUGAUGGGGACUAAAGCAAAUCUUGUAACCCCGAGGAAUGGGGAACCGCUGAUUGCUGCUAUUCAGGAUUUUCUAACAGGUGCCUAUCUCCUCACUCUCAAGGACACUUUCUUUGAUCGAGCCAAGGCCUGCCAAAUCAUUGCUUCAAUAUUGGUUGGCAAGGAUGAGAAAAUUAAAAUUCGCCUUCCACCGCCUACAAUAUUAAAGCCCGUCACCCUAUGGACUGGAAAGCAGAUCUUCAGUGUCAUCCUCAGGCCUAGUGAUGACAAUCCAGUGAGGGCCAACCUGCGAACCAAGGGCAAGCAGUACUGUGGCAAAGGGGAGGAUCUCUGUGCCAAUGAUUCCUACGUUACCAUCCAAAACAGCGAGUUGAUGAGUGGCAGCAUGGACAAAGGAACCCUAGGGUCAGGAUCCAAGAACAAUAUUUUCUACAUUUUGCUGCGGGACUGGGGGCAGAAUGAAGCUGCGGAUGCCAUGUCACGGCUCGCCAGGCUGGCUCCUGUCUACCUGUCUAACCGUGGUUUCUCAAUUGGGAUCGGUGACGUCACACCUGGCCAAGGACUGCUAAAGGCCAAGUAUGAGUUGCUGAAUGCUGGCUACAAGAAAUGCGAUGAGUACAUUGAAGCCCUGAACACGGGCAAGCUGCAGCAGCAGCCCGGCUGCACUGCUGAGGAGACCCUGGAGGCACUGAUCCUGAAGGAGCUGUCUGUGAUCCGAGACCAUGCUGGCAGUGCCUGCCUCCGGGAGCUAGACAAGAGCAACAGCCCCCUCACCAUGGCUCUGUGCGGCUCCAAAGGUUCCUUCAUUAACAUAUCACAGAUGAUUGCCUGUGUGGGACAGCAGGCCAUCAGUGGCUCUCGAGUGCCAGACGGCUUUGAAAACAGGUCCUUGCCUCACUUUGAAAAACACUCAAAGCUCCCAGCUGCCAAAGGCUUUGUGGCUAAUAGCUUUUAUUCCGGUUUGACACCAACUGAGUUUUUCUUCCACACAAUGGCCGGCCGGGAAGGUCUAGUCGACACGGCUGUAAAGACAGCUGAAACGGGAUACAUGCAGCGAAGGCUUGUCAAAUCUCUUGAAGAUCUUUGCUCCCAGUAUGACCUGACAGUCCGAAGCUCUACUGGCGAUAUUAUCCAGUUCAUUUAUGGAGGAGAUGGCUUAGAUCCUGCAGCGAUGGAGGGAAAAGAUGAACCUUUGGAGUUUAAAAGGGUUCUGGACAACAUCAAAGUAAGACUUAGCAUUAUAUCUGGGGAUAGAACAGUGCUAUCAGAGCGGUUGGAGAAGGCUUUAGAGACACUGCAACCAGUGGAGCAUGUGUUUGGGAUGACUGUGAAACUUACAAAUGAUGUUUGCUGUAUAAUCUUUCAGGAAAUAAAAAAGUUCAUUAAGGGGGUCUCUGAGAAGAUCAAGAAAACCAGAGAUAAAUAUGGCAUCAAUGAUAACGGCACAACAGAGCCCCGCGUGCUGUACCAGCUGGACCGCAUCACCCCCACCCAAGUAGAAAAGUUUCUGGAAACCUGCAGGGACAAGUACAUGAGGGCACAGAUGGAGCCAGGUUCUGCAGUGGGCGCACUGUGUGCCCAGAGCAUUGGUGAGCCAGGCACCCAGAUGACCCUGAAGACUUUCCACUUUGCAGGCGUGGCCUCCAUGAACAUCACCCUGGGCGUCCCUCGGAUUAAAGAGAUCAUCAAUGCUUCCAAGGCCAUCAGCACUCCAAUCAUCACAGCACAGCUAGACAAGGAUGACGACGCGGAUUAUGCUCGCCUCGUGAAAGGAAGAAUUGAGAAAACCCUCUUGGGAGAGAUUUCCGAGUAUAUUGAAGAAGUGUUUCUUCCUGAUGACUGCUUUAUUCUCGUCAAGCUCUCCCUGGAACGGAUUAGACUUCUGAGACUGGAAGUGAACGCUGAGACAGUGCGCUAUUCCAUCUGCACUUCCAAGCUCCGCGUGAAGCCCGGUGACGUGGCUGUUCACGGUGAGGCUGUGGUGUGUGUCACCCCCAGAGAGAACAGCAAGAGCUCCAUGUACUAUGUGCUGCAGUUCCUGAAAGAGGAUCUCCCCAAGGUGGUGGUGCAGGGCAUUCCAGAGGUGUCCAGAGCUGUCAUCCACAUUGAUGAGCAGAGUGGAAAGGAGAAGUACAAGCUUCUGGUGGAAGGUGAUAACCUACGGGCGGUCAUGGCCACGCACGGUGUGAAGGGCACCCGAACCACCUCCAAUAACACCUAUGAGGUGGAGAAAACUCUGGGCAUCGAGGCCGCCCGGACAACGAUCAUCAAUGAAAUCCAGUACACCAUGGUGAACCACGGCAUGAGCAUUGACAGGAGACACGUGAUGCUGCUCUCUGACCUCAUGACCUACAAGGGUGAAGUCCUGGGCAUCACUAGGUUUGGCCUGGCCAAGAUGAAGGAGAGUGUGCUGAUGCUGGCCUCCUUUGAGAAGACAGCUGACCAUCUCUUUGAUGCUGCCUACUUCGGGCAGAAGGACUCCGUGUGUGGGGUGUCUGAGUGCAUCAUCAUGGGAAUUCCAAUGAACAUUGGAACCGGGCUCUUCAAGCUGCUCCACAAGGCCAACAGGGACCCUAACCCUCCCCAGAGGCCUCUGAUCUUCGACACAAAUGAAUUCCACAUCCCGCUUGUCACAUAAUGCAAGGCAGGAGGGGAUAGUGCCUGGCCUUGACUCCUUGUCCUGUCUGCAGCUGAUGUGAAGAGUUUUGUGCUCCCUGGGACGGAGGUCCUGAUGUCCCCACCUGUGCCAGCAAUCAGAGAAGUCCCCUUGGCAUCCCCAGGAGAGGCUCCUCCUCUGAUAGGGCGCAGCUCACACCAGUGACCCUGACUGUGCCACACUGCUUGGGAGAGCUGAGGGUUUUAUUGUUUGUUUGCUUGAAACUCAAUCUAUGGAUGGCCCCACAGCUCCUGCACACCCUGCCUCCCUGGACUUAAGAGAAGGCCCAGCCCGGUGUCAUGGCCCAUCCUAGCUCUCUGCAUACAUCCAUUGGCUCCCCUUGGUGUCUUCACACCUGAUGUUGAGCCAGGCCUGAACCCCACACAGGCCAGGGCGCAUUUGUGGAUUUUCCAUUCCUCGGUUAUGCUGGAAUCUCUCAAUGUGACAUACUCAUGUAAAUAUUGUUACUAUUAUUUAUUUGCUCCAUUUGAGGGAUUUAGAAUUUCUGUUAUUUUAGUUUUAUUUUUGAAACCAAACGUCUAUAGAAACCAAGAAAGCCAGCAUGUAAGCAUCACUGGAAAAACUGGUUUAAGCAAAUAGAGCCGUCCGGGAUUUAUAACUGAGCUGCAACUGUCGCGAGGCCCAGGCGGCUCUGUUACAUCUUCUCUCGAUGCCCCUGGCUACCCUGUUUUCGUCUACCUCAGACCCCCAUCCUGGGGCUGUAUCCUGUGACAAGAGCCAGACCCAUUCUCCAUGGCCUAGGGAAGCCUCACUGGAGUUUGGGCCUGCUGAGAUGGGGAUGAGAUGGCUUUUUAUAGAAUUACACUUGUGCUAUUUGAAUCGUCUCUAACUGAUUUCUAAAGUUCUGAGUUGAUGCUCUUAAUGUACCUGGGGUAGCCAUUGGUUCUUGGAUCUAUGUUAGAAUGAGUGCUUUCCCUCCCUACUGAUGUGAUUGUACAUUAGGAAUUCUUGACCUGAGUGGUUUUGGCCAGUGGUUGGGUUUAAAAUUCUAUUAAAAUUUGUAGUUUGGGCUGGGUGCAGUAGCUCACAUCUGUAAUCCCAGCACUUAGGGAGGCCAAGGAGGGUGGAUUGCUUGAGCCCAGGAACUGAAGAGCAGCCUGGCAACAUGGCGAAACCCUUCUCUACAAAGAAUAUAAAAAUUAGCCAGGCAUGGUGGCACAUGCCUGUAGUCCCAGCUACUGGGGAGGCUGAGGUGGAAGGCUCACUUGAGCCUGGGAGGUGGAGAUUGUAGUGAGCCAAGAUCAUGCCACUACACUCCAGCCUGGGCAACAAAGCAAGACCUUGUCUCAAAAAAAAAUUAAGCCUAAAAAAAAUUAGCUUUUAUAAAAAAUUAUAGUUUGACCGUAUGAUUUCCUGCAUCUACAAGGUAGACCUAUUAGCUUCUCUCGGGGUCUCAGUGAUAUGAAAAAAUGCCGUUUUUCUUAAUGUUUAACCCCCCUUUAUCUUUGAGUUGAGCUAGAGCCUGGUUUGUGUCAAAGGAUUAAGUUUGUUAAUGAACACUAAUUCAGGGCUUCUACUUGAGACCCCACCAAGAUCACUGCUUCUCAUGUAACCUGGGAAGAGUCAUAAAGGGGUGCCCCCACCCCAGUUGCCUUCCUGGAAGUGUGCCUGGGAAGUAAGCUGUAGGCCUGAUCCAAGCCAAAACCACUGGGAUAUGUGCAGAGGCCAGAGGAGGGGGGAAUUGGGUCAUGACAGGGAACACCGGCACCUGUUUUCUUCUGCGGAUGACGCACACUUUAAAUGGAAGAGAGGUUGUGGCCGUAACUUGUGGCUGGGAAUAAUAAAGAUGGCACCACCAAAGA
Cebus imitator (Panamanian white-faced capuchin) is the source of this 6186-nucleotide messenger RNA. It is a transcript of the gene POLR3A, whose product is annotated as RNA polymerase III subunit A. Lineage: Eukaryota; Metazoa; Chordata; Mammalia; Primates; Cebidae. Bases 146 to 4345 code for a protein of 1399 amino acids. The transcript has 31 exons. Gene Ontology annotation, biological process: DNA-templated transcription. Gene Ontology annotation, molecular function: DNA binding; DNA-directed RNA polymerase activity. The record is from RefSeq and is a predicted model, not a curated record.